AUGGGUUCUACACUCCCCAGUCACAGACGGGCCAUCCUCAAGAAAGGCCCUGGGCAAGCCGUCAUCACGUCCAUGCCUAUGCCGGACGUGCCCCCUGGAUACAUGCUCGUCCAGACGCAAUAUGUUGCUCUCAACCCCGCUGAUUGGACCGAUAUCGACGGUGAAGAGUACAUCGGCAGCGUGGUCGGGGUCGACUACGCAGGGACCGUUGUUCAAGUCGGCGAGCAGGUGAACAAGGGAUUUGUACCCGGGGACCGUGUGGCAGGCAUUUCGCACGGGUGCAAUGUUCUGCAUCCGGACUAUGGAGCGUUCUCCGAGUACAUCCUCGUGAAAGCGGACGCUCAGAUGAAAGUUCCGGAGAACAUGAACCUCGAAGACGCGGCGUCUAUGGGUGUUGGUGUGGUCACGGCGAGUAUGGGUCUUUAUCAAAAAAUAGGCCUUCCACUACCUGGCUCUGAUAACGUAUCCAACAACGACCCGGAGUGGAUUUUGAUUUAUGGAGGAUCUUCGGCAACGGGAUCACUGGCUAUUCAAUUUGCAAAAUUGUCUGGACUGAAAGUCGUCACCACCUGUUCUCCUCGCAAUUUUGAUCUGGUGCGCGAUAUGGGAGCGGAUAUCUGGUUUGACUACGUCCGUCACUGUCUUAUAACUAUCAUCUGGGAGAUCCAGUCACUGAUUUCAUUGAGCAGCAUGACCCAAAUAUAUCCAGCCUGA
This is a messenger RNA of Penicillium lagena, 714 nucleotides long. Its product is annotated as zinc-binding alcohol dehydrogenase family protein. The coding region runs from base 1 to 714 and encodes 237 amino acids. The transcript is spliced from 2 exons. The record is from RefSeq and is a predicted model, not a curated record. Gene Ontology annotation, molecular function: oxidoreductase activity, acting on NAD(P)H. Lineage: Eukaryota; Fungi; Ascomycota; Eurotiomycetes; Eurotiales; Aspergillaceae.